Messenger RNA from Mycena citricolor, 1820 nucleotides. NCBI's taxonomy places the organism in Eukaryota, Fungi, Basidiomycota, Agaricomycetes, Agaricales, Mycenaceae. The record is from the annotation of a GenBank genome assembly.
AUGCGGAACAGGCUGUUGCCUAUGGACGUGUUCGUCAGAAGCAGGACUGGUCUUUUUCUUUCGUACCGCGACUCGCGUGCCCGACCGCGGCACUCGUACUCGGAGUCACCCUUCGCGACUGCCGACGAAGAACAGGAGGGCCUUAUUCCAGCCUCACCUGCUAGACACACAACACUUGAUCUCGACCUUCCUCCCAAAUGGGUCGAUAUCUCGGACCAAGUGCACGAAGUUCUCGCCGAUACCCAGGCAAAAAUUGCCGCCUUGGAAAAGCUCCACGCGAAACAUGUUCUGCCGGGCUUUACAGAUCGAUCUUUCGAGGAACAUGAAAUCGAGGCCAUGACGACGGAUAUCACCAAGGACUUUCGCCAAUGCCACGCUUUGAUUCAGCGUAUCGGAACGCAGCCGCAUUCGUUUCCUCCUUCCCAGCCGUCGGCACAUACGUCUCUCGCAGCUAAGAAUGUCCAGCGCGGAUUGGCUGCGAAGGUGCAACAGCUGAGUGGGACCUUCCGGAAGAAGCAGCGUGUAUACAUGGAGAAGCUGCAAGGUCAUGCGAUCAAAAACCAGGAUCUUUUGAUCGCCUCGGGUACAAUCUCGCUCAAGGGUUCGGAGGGAAUGUCCGCAGUCGAUGACGAUAUGGCAGCUGCGUCGACGACGCAAGUGCAAUCACAAUCGACGCUGCACGAUCCAUCCCAGCAAUAUGCUUCUCGAGACCGGGAAUUGACCGAGAUUGCGAAAUCGAUCAACUCGCUGGCUGAACUGUUCAAAGAUUUGUCCGCCCUGGUGAUUGAUCAGGGAACUUUGUUGGACAGUGUAGAAUACAACAUCGAGCAAACCGUAGAUCAAGUCGAAGAUGCGGUCCGGGAGCUCAAGGUUGCAACAAAAUAUCAGAAGAACACAGGAAGGAGACAACUUAUUUUAUUAUUGAUACUUAUCAUAUUUGGGCUAGUCGUGGUGUUGAUACUGAAGCCCAAGAGGCACUCAGAACCGCCGCCAGCAGCUACACCUCCUCAUGAGACUCUAUAAUUACAUGCAAUCUAGUUGUCUAUUGGGUAUGAUGGAUGUCCCUGGAAUCAAGAUGGUCUAAAAGUCGGCGGGACAGGCAUGGUUCUCGACUCUGUAUUGGGCUGGGGCAUCUGGACCUGAGAGGGCCGGUUAGAGAAUCAAGCUUUGAGGGUUGCUGAUGCACGAACAGUGGGUUCGACAGGAUCAUCAAAAAUGCCAUCGGAUCCUUCAUCUGGAGCCAGAUUAGUCGUGGUUGGCGGGUAGAUGUAACAACUGACGCAAAAUUGCAUCCUUUCCGCUCAACUCCCAUCCAGCUUCUGGCAUUCUCGAUCCGACAUUCUCGCUCUGGGUCUGGUGCGCCUUGGCGUCUUCUGCUUUAACCUCAUGCCACGGGACUUGAGUAUAACGUUGGGCGGCCGGUUCUGCAUUUGGAUCGCCGGAUGGCCCGAAGAUGCCGACUUCAAAUAGAGCGCUUUUUAAAGCACAGACCCACUUGUUCCUUCGUUUUGCUGGGUCGGCCGUCGGUCAUCAGUAAGUUGAUGUUCGCUGACAAGGUCAUCUUGGCCUGAUCCGGGAAAUCUGAGGGAAAAGUCAGCUGCUUGCAGCUCAUCGUCGUCAGGAGCGGCGUACCCAGAACUUGGACAUCGAAUUCACUGCGAUAGUCGCGACGUUCGGCGGUGACAAACGCAAGCAUGCGUUGACGAAGCUGUGCCCAAUGUUGAGAAAAUUUGCACCAAGCGAUGCGAAUGUGCACCAACCUUUUCGAUGUCCUCGAAGCUUGUCGAGUAGCUCACGUCGAAAGUGAAGGUCUCUGACAU